AUGGGGAAUGCGAUGUCGCUCGCUGCUUCCGUGGGCGUCCCGCUGCUGGGAGGCAUGGUCAUCGGGCUCUCCAUCGCUCCUGAAAUCAAGGGCUGGUACAAAACCCUGAAGAAGCCAUCCUGGAACCCGCCCGACUGGCUGUUUGGGCCCGUGUGGAGCGUCAUGUACUGCGCCAUGGGCCUGGCGGCACACCGCGUCUACCUGGCGGGCGGCGGCCCGCUGCCGCUGACGCUCUACGCCGCGCAGCUGGCCCUCAACUUUGCCUGGAGCUGGCUGCGUGCGCUGCUUGCGCUGCAGGCCCUGCUGGGCGUGCUGGGCGCCACCAUCUACGAGUUCUCCAAGGUUGACACGGUGGCCGCCCAGAUGAUGCUGCCCUACCUGGGCUGGGUGUCGUUUGCCUCGGCCCUCACGUGGAACAUCUACCUGAACAACAGCCAGGAGGGCAGGCGGGCCAAGUGGGCCGCCAGCGAGGCGAGCCAGGGUGCGGCGCGCCGCGUGGAGGGCGCCGCCUCGGAGGCCACAUCCCAGGCGGCCACCCCUUUCCUGGCUACGGGCGGGGAGCGGCAGGGGGACAGCGUGCCGGCCGAGGCCGCCGCCGCCACGGCGGCCCGCUCAGGCACCAGCCAGGGCAAGGAGGAGUGA
Messenger RNA from Chlorella variabilis, 642 nucleotides. RefSeq lists its product as hypothetical. The coding region runs from base 1 to 642 and encodes 213 amino acids. Gene Ontology annotation, cellular component: membrane. Lineage: Eukaryota; Viridiplantae; Chlorophyta; Trebouxiophyceae; Chlorellales; Chlorellaceae. The record is from RefSeq and is a predicted model, not a curated record. The transcript has 8 exons.